This is a messenger RNA of Sycon ciliatum, 3559 nucleotides long. RefSeq names its product prolyl 3-hydroxylase 2-like. Gene Ontology annotation, cellular component: endoplasmic reticulum. Lineage: Eukaryota; Metazoa; Porifera; Calcarea; Leucosolenida; Sycettidae. The coding region runs from base 434 to 2695 and encodes 753 amino acids. The record is from RefSeq and is a predicted model, not a curated record. The transcript has 12 exons. Gene Ontology annotation, biological process: collagen metabolic process. Gene Ontology annotation, molecular function: iron ion binding; L-ascorbic acid binding; procollagen-proline 3-dioxygenase activity.
CGGUUUGUAAUAAUAAUGUGGGCUCCCCGUUCGUCUGUCGGUGGAUGACCACAUCAUACGCUGAAGUGUCUGUCACUACCUGUGGCUGUGGGAGGGCUGGUGAUAGCUGUCUGAAGCAGUGAUGGCGAUGCCACGUUGAAUCGUAUGAAGACCAGUCGACAGUUUACGAUCUAUCAUGCAGCUCCGGAGCUCCGUGCACAUGCUACUACUAAAUCGGGUCGGGCGACCAGCGAUCAAAUAAUCAGGCUAGCAUGCAGUCUGAAGGCUAUAAGUAUAACGAACAAUGAAAACAGUUUUUCCAUGAACACUCUGAUUUAAAUAGUCGGACGGACGGAAUUAUUUCGCGGUGAUUAGAAAACACGGCGGACAAGGAAAGGACGGAACAACUCGCUGGGAUCCGGACUAGCGCACGUGUUUGCGUGGAGCAACGACAAUGGCAACGACUGGGCACUACACACUGGUCCUGCUAGCUGUUGUUGUAUGUGCUGCUACAGCCGCAGUGCCCAAGGCAGCCAAACUGACUGAUACGCGAUAUGAAGUCAAGAGUACGUAUGAUGAGCUGUAUGAGGAUGGGAAGCUGGCGUAUAGCAAGCAAGAGUGGACAAAGGUGGUUGAAGUGCUGGAGAAAGCCCUGACGGACUACAAGGCAGAAAGGAGUGGAAUGGCAUUGUGUUACGGCGAGUGUAAGACGGACAAAUCCACUCCGCUGCUGGGAGAUACUAGCAGCGAGCAGGAGGUCAUCCGCCAUCUAGCCGCGCAGGCUGUGUGCGUGGAGGCAUGCAAGCGCCGCAGGAUGGGCCUGCGCGGCCCAGUGAGCAAGACCGUGAGAGAGCAGUUCAAUGCUGCAUAUCCAUUUCACUAUCUUCAGUAUGCCUACUUUCAGCUGGGAAACAUCACGAAAGCAGCUGAGGCAGCAUUCACGUACGCCAUGUUCAAUCCGGACGACGAGGAUAUGUCCGCCAACCUCGAAACGUACAAGGAGAUGCCGGAGAUGAAGGACUUUGCACUGCGCCCGGGCCAAGAGCCCACGGCGAGGGUCCUGUACAACCUUGCUGCGAAAAGCUACCUGAAGGAGGAGUACGCCAAGACGAUCACCACCAUGACGGUUGCCAUCGCCGAGUUCUUCAACGAGUACCACGUUUGCCGCAGUCAGUGCGACACGGUGGCUGGUUUCAGGAGCGAGGAUGACGACGAAUCCAACGACGACGACAAGCACAGUUUCCUGGCCGUCUUGGUGCAGAUGCAUCGCAAACAGUUGACGUGCCGUCUCCAGUGCUGGAUAGACCUGGGCAAAGGCUAUGAUAAGUAUCAUCCGCUGGACGUGCUGCCAGAGACUCUCAACUACAUCCAGUUCUCCCAGAGCAAAGUUGAGAACAACGAGGGUGCUAUGCAGGCCGCUGUGGAUUACCUCACUCUGAAGCCACACGAUGCAGUCAUGAAGGGGAACAUCAAGUAUUACGAGUCGGUGGGCAUGAAGCGAAAGGACUUUGAACCGUCCGAGAACGUGCUCAUGGCAGCAUUGGAGGUCCGUAACGACAGAAAACUUCUCAAGAGACUGAGGGGUGGUUCUCGGAAAACGGAAGAGCAAGCUUUCCGCGAGGAGCUUGGAAUCGAUGAUGUCGUCGAAGACGAUGAUGUUGAAAACAUCUUCAAGGAUUUUUCGCACGUACAGCGCACGAAGAAGCAUCAAUCAGACUCAGAGACAUCGUCGUCAUCGCCGUUGCCGUCCACUACGACGACAGGAAGCGAGAAGGCUAAGCGCGCUAAGCACGGCGAAACCGGAUACUACACGAACACUAAGGCACAAGUUGUGUCCAGCAAAGAAGAGAUCAGAGCACGCUCAGCUAUCAGCCCUGUGGCUGCCGAUGAUGAGAUCUUUGAAGAGGAUGCCUCCAACGCAGCAGACAGUACGAGCGUGCCGAUCCCAGAAAGUGUCAGGGUUGUGGAAUCACCAGCUGAUCACCAGGGCUUGGCUAGAGUACUCAUCGAUGGUCUAGCAACCGAGGACCAGUGCAAGACUUUGCUGGAGCUUUCCAAGGAAGCUAAACCUGGGUCAGGAUAUGGUGGCCGAUCAUCACCACACACGGACAAAGAGUUCUUCGAGGGUCUGACAGUGUCCGAGGCUGCACAGGGUGCGGAGAGUGGAGCGUUCAACUUGUCCUCGGUGCUCCUCUAUCUGGACUUGGCGGAGAACUCGAGGAAGUACCUGGAGAGCUACUUCAAGCUGGACAACCUUUACUUUUCAUACUCGCACCUCGUGUGUAGGACAAGCCUCGUCAAGCCGGAAGAUAUUAAGGACGAGCUGGCCUUGAGUCAUCCAGUCCAUGCCGACAACUGUAUUCUCAAAGAGGAUGGUCGCUGUGUCAAGGAGUCUCCCGCGUACACAUGGAGGGAUUACAGUGCAAUUCUCUAUCUCAACGAUGACUUUGUCGGCGGCGAUUUCUUCUACGCGCAUCGCGGCAACCGAACAGUUCAGCACACUGUGCGGCCAGCGUGCGGACGACUGGUCGGAUUCGGAGCGGACGAGAGCAACCUUCACGGCGUGCUGCCACUGUUGUCAGGCCGACGAUGCGUUGUAGCCCUGUGGAUGACGCUGGAGGCUAACAAAGAUGAGGGCGAUCACGAUGCUACGAUUGCACGCCUGGAGAAGCUACGCCGGGCUAAAGUUGCUGCAGCCCGGCGCGAAGAGUUGUGAUGCCUUUACGGUGUGCUUGCAGUUUGCAGGUACUGUUAGGUAUGAGGUAGUGUUGUGGUGGUGGUCGGGAUCAAGUUGUCUCAUGAAUGUGAUCGUGGACAUCGGAAACUGGUACCGACGUGGGUCAAUCUGUAGCCGCUUGCAUUGGCUAAAGUGUGAUGUGGCGAGAUUUGCACUCCACCUGAGGCGUCCGGCGGCGGGUGUCACCGUGGAGAAUGAGCGAGUAUGCAUGCGCUGUGUGGAUGAGCGAGUAUGCAUAUGCUAUGUGGAGGAGCGAGUAUGCAUAUGAGAUUUGGAGGAGCGAGUAUGCAUAAUGCUGUAUGGAUCAGCGAGUAUGCGUAUGUAAUGUGGAUGAUCGAGUAUGCAUACACGGUGGGCUUCUCAAAGCAUCCGUGUGGUUAUCAGGUGUGUGCUGUCGACACGGGUAUGCGAUAUCACUACCGUGACUUUGGUUGUGCUAUGCCAAUGUCCACAUAGAUACUGGUAUUGAACCGCAUAUGGGCACUAUUGCUAUACAUAAUAAUGACAUUCCUGGCCUUUGGCUAACACAAAUCUACUGGCUAUGCUAUAGCUCACAGUCCGGCGGUGGCCUGUUGGAAGGUCAUUGGCAAAAUUCAAGUUAGCCAUUCUGCAAUGUCUCUGCCAUGAAUUCAGAUACUCCUAGCUGCCACUUCUUUACAAGGAGAAUUUUUGCUCUGCAAAAUCAUGAUGCUGGUAGAGAGUUGCCUUUAAGCUACUGCUUCUGCUGCUCAGUCUGUGGCUGGCCUUGAUUCACCAUCAUGCAUUCACCGAUUCCGAGUAUUUACGAAUUCAACCCAGAUCUAAAAUCGAAUCAAAAUAUCUAUGAUAACGAUAGCCUCCUGA